CAUCUCAUGGGCGGGACACCUUCUGCUAUCCCAGGUGGCUCCAAGCCCAUCCAGCCUUGAAGGCAAUAAGGAAAAUACCUCCCUUUGUCACCCAGAACAACCCCAUCUCUUCAAUCAUUAACAGGUGUCUCUCUGUCACCUUGGCCCUGUUUCACGGACACUGUGGGGCUGUGCUUGGCAGCUGGGCUCUGCAAACACCCAGAGCAAACAGGAGAGACAGGCUGGGCUCUGGCUGUGCCAUCACCUGCUCUGGGAUGUGGCACCUUGUGCCCGAGAGAUUAAAUAUCUGUGGGGUGGGGCUGCUCGGAAAAAAGAGCAUUAUUCCCACGGCAGGUUUGAAAUGGAACAGGAGUGCAGAUGAUGGCUGGACGGGUUGUUGGGAGGUUUCUUGAGAGUGAUGCUUUCCUUGCCAGAGGGCUGUAGAGGUUAAAUGCCCUCCUCGGAACCUUAUCAUGCUGGGCUUUUCCAGGAUAAACACACGAACUCCGUGUGUUGGCUCCGGCUGACGUGUGCCGUGCCCGGCUGGACAAACUCUGUUAACCUGGCAGGUGAAGGCUGAGCAGAUAAAGUGAACAGCAGUGUAUCCACCUUCCUGGAAAUCCCUGAGGAAAAUUCCAUGGCAUGCUACAGGGGGAACAACUUAUUUAGAGAUUAAACCAUGCCUUACCCGUUCGUUCCAUUCCAGAUCUCUGUUUGCAGCCAUGAUGCCCGUGGCCACCGUGAUGCCCGAUGACACACCCAUGUUUGACCCCAGCAUCCUGCAGGAACUCGACUGGAGUGAGAACACCACGACCUUUUCUCCUGCUAUUUCUCCACUGGAUCCAGGGGAUGGACUGGUCCUGAGACCACUUUGCACAGCUGAUUUAAAUCGAGGCUUUUUUAAGGUUCUGGGUCAGCUGACAGAAGCAGGAGUUGUGAGCCCGGAGCAAUUCAUCAAAACCUUUGAGCACAUGAAGAGGUCUGGAGAUUACUAUGUCACCGUAGUGGAAGACACCAACCUGGGGCAGAUCGUUGCUACGGCAACGCUGGUUAUAGAACAUAAAUUCACUCACUCCUGUGCCAAGAGAGGCAGGAUAGAAGAUGUGGUGGUCAGCGGGGAGUGCAGAGGGAAGCAGCUUGGAAAACUAUUAACGUCCACCCUCACCUUGCUAAGUAAGAGACUGAACUGUUACAAAAUCACACUGGAGUGUCUGCCCAAAAAUGUGGAUUUCUACAAGAAGUUUGGCUAUUUGGUAUCUGAUGAAAACUACAUGUUUCAACGGUUCUUUAAUUAACUUCUAGGUGUUCUGGGUUCUUUUAUUUUCUUGGAAAGACUUUGGUGGAGGAGCUUGUGCUACAAACAUUCUCUCCGUGGAAAAUUUCUAUAGUCUAUUGCUGCAGAUACAACAAUCCCUAUAAAUAAUGACCAUCAAAUGUGUAAAUCUUGGGAAAAAAAUUACUGAGGUUUUAGAAAGAGUCCUCUGGAUUAGAAAAUAAGUUUAGAACUAAUUUUUACUACUGUUGAGUCGAGGUGAAGCUUUUCUGUUCUAGCUGAGUUACAAAGGACUCGUUAAAGGGAUGGUUUUUAACCAAAGGUAUAUAUUUUUAUCUCAAAUUUUUUCUUGCAUUGUAUUUUUCUAAAGGUUUGUGCUUCUUUUCUCAGUAGCCAAAGGACAGCCCCUGGGACUGUCCUGGCUGUGCUGAUGGAAGGAUGAUGUAGCUGGGGAAGGGAUGAGGCUUCUCUUAUGCAGAAUUAGUGACACAGAACAGGCCUUAGUUCUGUUUUUUUCCAUGACACCUCAUGGAAGUGCUGGUGAUGCAUCAGAAGUUUUCUGGGCACUGUUUUCCAAGACUGGGUUUGUUACUGUUGGUGCAGGUUGGGGAGAAUCCUUGCAGGCUGUGCUGAAUUCCCAGUCUGAAAAUGGAUGUGUGCUUCUCACUGCAGGGCUCCUGCACUUUAGCUGAUAACUUAGUUUUCAGGAUAAUUACUUUUUUUUUUCUGACAUAAAAACCCCAAACGUGGUGUCCCAACAGGGCAGAGGGUAACUGGGAAACUGGAAUGUAUCCCAUAGGGAGUGGGGUUCUGGUUAAUAAUCACUGGGAAGGGGAGUGGGAUGUUAGAUUCAGCUUCACCUGAGGGAGCUGGGGGUGCUCAGCCCAGAAAAGCCUUACAGCCACUUCCAGGGCCUAAAAAGGAGGGAGAGGAACUUUUGUAUGGGCAGGACACAGAGUGGUUCCCAAUGCCAGAGGGCAGGGAUGGAUGGGCUAUUGGGAUGGAAUUCCUGCCUGUGAAGGUGGGCAGGCCCUGGCACAGGUGCCCAGAGAAGCUGUGGCUGUCCCUGAAUCCCUGGAAGUGUCCAAGGCCAGGCUGGAGCAGCUUGGGAUAGUGGAAGGUGUUCCUGUUGGAAUGAGAUGAGUUUAAGGUCCCUUCCAACCCAAACUAUUCUGGGAUUUACUGAACACCCCUGGCCCAGCCACUGGAUCUCCAGAGGGCCAGGAGGGAUUUCCACCUGUGGCACAGCAAACCAGGAGAGAAAUUUCCCCCCUUCCUCACCCAAGGAAUUGCUGCUUCUGGUGCUGCUGUGGAGCUUCCCUGGUGCUGCAAGAUUGGAUCAAUGAUUUUAGCACUUCUGCCAGGGGUGAAAAGCAAAGAACGUCCAAAGGCCUGCUGCCAACAGUGGUGUUUUGUGUGGGGAGUGACAAAUCCCACAGCCAUGAAUAGGGCAUUGUACCCAGCCAGGGUUGUUUGUGGGCAGCCAGGCCUUCCACACUGUCCUGCUUUGUGCUCUGGAGAGCGACUCUACAGUGCUGGGGGCUCUGCUUGAUCUUCCUGAGGGUUCUCCACUCCAUCCAGUGUCUCCUUGGUGAUGUCUGCUUUAUUUAUUGAUUAUUUUUUUAAAGAAUAUCUUUGUUUAAGCUGAAUAAAUGAUUGCCACCUGUA
Molecule: messenger RNA, 2920 nt
Organism: Lonchura striata (white-rumped munia)
Lineage: Eukaryota; Metazoa; Chordata; Aves; Passeriformes; Estrildidae
Source: RefSeq, a predicted model, not a curated record